CAAUACACCUCUUCUACACUCAGAGACGCAACGCUCAGCAGCAAACAAGCAAGUAAGUAUUUCAAAUGAUUCUUAGAUGAUUUUGUUACUGAGCAUCUGUUAAAGAAAAGCUGAAUUUCUUCACAUUUCAGUUUUACAUUUGUGAAUAUUUUAUAUUGUGUCUGUUUUUCCCCUCCACUCACCUAUUUUGUGUUGUUGGUUUUUUUUCUGUAUCGCAGGCCUCUGGUUAAUGAAAAGUACCCUUCCACUCAUUGCUUAUUCUGCAUAUCUGAUACGAGCAUGGUCACCGCCGAGGAGCUCGAGUGCUGCGUGUGCUGCUACGAAUAUUCACGCAGCAACAGGAUACCGCGGGUCCUCCACUGCAACCACACCUUCUGCGCCCCUUGUCUGGAGAGAUUGUCCAAGCUGGAAGGUGCCAUCUACACCGUCUCCUGCCCUCUCUGUCGUUGGAUUACCUGCACCAGAGCCAGCCUGACUUUACCAGGGGCUCUGUGGGUCAACACAGAAAUCUGGGACCAGAUUUCCACAGAGCAAAAUCAGAAUGAGAACCAUUCAAUGGAGGAUUUGAAAGACCCAAAGUCGCUACUCAUCGAGCACUCACUACCCGUUUCACAGCAAUCUCGUUUGAAGUCCACACUCCUGAGGGUUUUCAGCUGCAUGCCUCUGCAGAGCAGACACUAAGUGAUUAACAGCAGGAUUUGUACCUCUUACAUGUUGUUUAAUCGUAGACUGAAAUGUGCAAGACCGUAAAGUUUGCAUGAUCUGAGCUCCACGUAAUGGACCUGCACACAGGGCUUCAGUGAGAGUUUGCGUCUUGUGAAGAGUGAAGGCCUGAAAGUCUUCCGUGCGACUUGACUUUGUGUGAACUUGACUU
Molecule: messenger RNA, 874 nt
Organism: Neolamprologus brichardi
Lineage: Eukaryota; Metazoa; Chordata; Actinopteri; Cichliformes; Cichlidae
Source: RefSeq, a predicted model, not a curated record